AUGGGCACUGUUGAUGCAUUGUUUGCUGUGAGAAUUUUAUUGGAAAAAGCCAUAGAAAUGCAAAAAAAGUUAUACAUUUGUUUCGUCGACUACGAAAAAUCUUUUGACAAAGUACAACACCCACUUUUAAUAGAAACAUUAAAGAUAGUCAAUCUGGACACAAAUGACUACAAACUGAUCGGAAACCUGUACUGGGACCAGACUGCCACAGUUAGACUGGACGACAUAGAAACAGCACCGUGCCAGAUAGAAAAAGGUGUUUACACUUUUCAAUGUCUUCUCAGAACAGUUAACACGGGAAUGUUUUUGCGGGAUGUAGGAAUCAAGGUCGGAGGAGUGAAUAUCAAUAACAAUAGUAGGCCGACGAUCUUGCGUGCAUUGCCACAUCCGCAACAGCGCUCUAACAGAUACUAA
Molecule: messenger RNA, 414 nt
Organism: Centruroides sculpturatus (bark scorpion)
Lineage: Eukaryota; Metazoa; Arthropoda; Arachnida; Scorpiones; Buthidae
Exons: 1
Coding region: 1-414 (137 amino acids)
Source: RefSeq, a predicted model, not a curated record